AGGUGUGGUUGGAGGAAUAGAGAGAACGCUCUACACAUAUAACGUCUUGCAUCAGAACCAUUAGAAAGCGCUUGAGUCUGCUCUUCUCAUCAUCUCAACUCCUCAGUAAAAAAAAAAAACGAAAAAUAAAAUAAAAAAUGGAUAGAAGAAGAGUGUGCAUCAUCGGCGCAGGCAUCAGCGGCCUGACCGCAUGCAAGCACCUGCUCUCCAAGGGCUUCAUCCCCACCGUCUUCGAGAUGUACCGGUUCUCCGACUACCCGUGGCCUCCGGAGGUGACCGAGAAGUACCCGGACCACGCGCAGGUGAUGGAGUACCUCCGGUCGUAUGCUGCGCACUUCCACGUGCUGGAUCACGUGAGGUUCUCAACGAGGGUGGUCGGGGUCGAGUAUGUCGGUCCGUCGGAGGAGGAGAUGAUGGCGUGGGAUACGUGGGGGGGAAACGGAGAGGCGUUUGGGAGCGGGGGAGUUUGGCACGUGAGAGUGCAGCGUGGACACGAUUGCCAAAUUGAGGUUCAUGAAACAGAUUUCUUGAUCUUGUGCGUUGGACGCUUUAGCGGUGUUCCCAAUAUCCCAAAUUUCCCUGUAAAUAAGGGACCUGAAGUGUUCGAUGGAAAGGUUAUCCACUCCAUGGACUAUUCCGACAUGGGCAGUGCCCGUGCACAGGAGCUGAUCAAAGGAAAGCGAGUUACAGUGGUCGGAUACCUCAAGUCAGCUAUAGAUAUUGCAGCAGAGUGCUCCAAUGUCAAUGGUGUCGAGUAUCCAUGUACUAUGCUAUAUCGAACCAAACGAUGGAUAGUACCAGACUACAUUGCGUGGGGCAUUCCUUUGGCUUUCUUCUAUCUCAAUCGCUUCUCUGAGCUUCUUUUUCACAAGCCUGGUGAAGGGUUCCUUCUUAGUCUUUUAGCCACUUUGUUGUCACCACUGGCAUGGGUGUUCUCUAAAUUUGCUGAGAGCUAUUACAAAUGGGCCCUCCCCAUGAAAAAGUACGGAAUGGUACCAGAGCAUAGCUUAUCCCAUGCUAUAUCUUCUUGUUUGUUUGCGUUGCUACCGGAUAAAUUCUAUGACAAAAUUGAAGAAGGGAGCAUUAUCCUGCGCAAAUCACAGUCCUUUGUUUUUUGUAAGAAAGGUGUGAUGAUUGAUGGAGAAACUUCACCGUUAGAAACAGAUAUAGUCAUUCUUGCAACAGGGUACAAGAGUGAUCAGAAGAUCAGUGAUAUCUUUGUUUCGCCAUUAUUUCAGAAGGUUGUUGCAGGUUCAUCAACGACUACUGUUCCACUCUACAGGGAAUGCAUCCACCCUAAGAUCCCACAACUUGCAAUCAUCGGAUACUCUGAAAGCAUCGCAAAUCUGUACACAUCGGAGCUGAGGUCGAAAUGGUUAGCUCAUUUUCUAGAUGGAGGUUUCCGACUACCAAGCAUAAGUAAAAUGGAAGAAAAUGUGAAGGAGUGGGAGAAAUACAUGAAGAGAUACAACCACCAGUCUUUUAGGAGAUCUUGUAUCGGAACUACGCACAUAUGGUACAAUGACCAGUUGUGUAGGGAUAUGGGUUGCGAACCUAGAAGGAAGAAAGGGUUUUUGGCUGAUUGGUUCCUUCCUUAUGGACCUGAAGAUUAUGCAGAUCUUUGAAGAGUGAAUUAUGCAAGUGUUCUCUAUAGCAUAAUACUAAAAAUCUUUGUGUAAUGUGUUCGAAGUCUAAAAUGCAAUUUUCGGUUGCUUUAUCAUAUACACUAUGUACCCCAAAUUUUAUGUUUCUAUGUACCCCAAAACCUAUGUUAUUUUUAAGUUUCCAUAACUCUUAUAUAUGUUUACAAGUUUACUUCCUUA
Asparagus officinalis (garden asparagus) is the source of this 1823-nucleotide messenger RNA. Its product is annotated as probable flavin-containing monooxygenase 1. Lineage: Eukaryota; Viridiplantae; Streptophyta; Magnoliopsida; Asparagales; Asparagaceae. The record is from RefSeq and is a predicted model, not a curated record. Gene Ontology annotation, molecular function: flavin adenine dinucleotide binding; N,N-dimethylaniline monooxygenase activity; NADP binding.